AAUAUACUGCAGGGUUCACGCAGCAUAGGUCACAGGGCCAUCACUCCUAUCCAAUUCCUUCGUGAGAAUGAUUCGACUUCGAGGCUGGUACGGUGAGUAUACAAUCGGGCAUUAACCUAUCAGUAGCUGAGAAUUACCUGCUUCCGCUGUCCAACACGUUCCCUACAGGUAUAGGGUGAUAUCGCUUAUAAGUGAGAUGCCAGUUGAACACCACAUCGGUUAACCUUCCCACCCUGAGUCAAGGACAGUUAUGCCACCACCACUCUGGCUCAAACAUAUAAUAGGAAAAAAUACAAUCUUGAUACGUUAUGGGCCAAUAGCGACAUUGGCGACCAUCUUUGCCUUGCUUGGAGGGCUCUCUAUCUAUCUCACACAUAUGUAUCUGGAUGCGAACUUUUGGAUCCAAGUGAGCAUGGAUGAUAAUACGUUGAGUUCUUUCAAUACAUUUUCCGUUCACUGGUCUCUUGUUGGCGCCUGUGGACAUCAGUAUACAGGCUCAUCGAAUGAUAAUUGUAUUCAAAAUCAAUUCGUCAACAAUGUCGCCUUGUAUCUGAACGUUCUGAACGAUGCAACCUGGAAUGUAACAGCUCCAAUCGGCACGUUUGAUUCAUCAACGGUACAAAAUCCUCCGCCAGUGAAAUACAUACCCGGAAGAGAGAAAUUACCAGCAGAAGAAUAUGAUGCAGUUUUGGCCAUCGAUCCCUUUCUUCCGUAUACACUACAAAAGCAAUUUUCGAUUCUUUAUUACCCAUUUGAUCAGCAUUCUGCAUAUGUAUCGCUAUUGGCCAUUGACACUGACAGCAAUCAAUCACUGCCAAUAUCCGGCGUAAUUGGAUAUGGAAGUAUGGUGGGUUGGAUCGGUUUCAGUGAGUUUUACCCGACUACAGUAGGGGGCGAGACCUUGUAUGCGCUGUCCCUAACUGUUUACCGACAAAAAAUGGUCAAGGUGUUUGCCCUUCUCCUCGUUGUCACAAACUGGGUUCUCUCUAUUACUAUUUUAUGGAUGACAGUCCUGGUGAUAUUCCGUGCGAACAUUAAUGAUGGCCUUAUCUUGACCUCGACAGCAGUCCUUUUUGCCCUUCCACAGAUCAGGGCCAGUAUGCCAGAUUCUCCGCCAUUUGGCGCUUUCAUCGAUAUCGCAGGUUACUUCAUGAAUGUCGGUCUCGUCAGCCUCUGCACAUCAAUUCUCCUUUUCUCGCAAUUACAGUACCAUUACCAGCCAGUGGCCAGGGAAUGAAAGGAAGAUUGGUGGGUCAUGACUCUAGAGUUUGACGCGGUCGAGAAAAUUUGUGCUUGUGGAUAGCAUAUUGUACCGACUAUCAACCUGCUCUUGAAAUCAUUGAUUCAGCGCUCAUUGUCGGAUUUAUUUGCCUGUGAAGGAC
Messenger RNA from Suillus clintonianus, 1382 nucleotides. RefSeq lists its product as uncharacterized. NCBI's taxonomy places the organism in Eukaryota, Fungi, Basidiomycota, Agaricomycetes, Boletales, Suillaceae. Bases 251 to 1237 code for a protein of 328 amino acids. The record is from RefSeq and is a predicted model, not a curated record. The transcript is spliced from 12 exons.